AUCGGUCGCACACUGAACUCUCUCUGAUCGCGCUCGAUUGCAGGUCACCCCUCGACCUCGUGAAAUCCGCCGCCGUUCAUUUUUAGAUCAUCUCCUUUCCCUUUGCAUUCAUAAUCCCCCCGAACCCAUGCGGCGUCUCUGCUUUGCCUUCCCGUCGCGCCUAGGUUUCGGGCGGAAGAAGCUGAUCCCGGCGGCGAGGUCGCUUCUCCUACCGUCCUCCCUCCCUCUCCUAUAACCACUAUCGUAGAUCAGUUCCGGAAGGAUUCGCGACUUUAAGACGGCGCGAGAUUUGGUGGUGGGGAUGGUGUUAGACACGGGAAAGUCGAUAAAUUGGCGGUGAAGAGCUGGCGGAGGGUCGCUGGUGGUUAGAGAUGUUGAAGACCGGUUCUAAUGCUCGCGAUAGAAGUGGGGCAGCGAACGCUAACCCUAACCCUAAAACGAGUGCAGCGUUUGAGCCUAACUCGAAGGCUUCUUCCAAGAUUCCUUUGCCAAUCUCUGGCAGCAAAAAGAGGUUGGAUAGCACAUCGACCUCGGCGCUUCCUAGCAAGGAGGCUCAUUUUAACGACAAGCCUACUCUAGGGAGUGAAGAAACUGAUCUUAGCACUUCAGAAGGAGAAGAUUCAUCAUGGAUUACCUGGUUUUGUGGGUUGAGAGGUAAUGAGUUACUCUGUGAAGUUGAUGAGGACUACAUACAAGAUGAUUUCAACUUAUGCGGCCUUCAAGGACUAAUUCCGUUUUAUGAUUAUGCCUUAGACAUGAUAUUGGACAAUGACUCACUAAGUGGUGAUAUUGAUAGUGAAGAGCAUAGUGAGAUUGAAUCUGCUGCUGAACAACUCUAUGGUCUCAUACAUGCUCGUUAUAUUGUAACCAGCAGAGGACUAAAUGCAAUGCAUGAGAAGUACAAAAAAGCAGAUUUUGGGUGUUGUCCACGAUUUUUUUGUGAGGGACAACCAUGUUUACCAGUGGGUACAUCUGAUAUUCCUCACAAUGGAUCUGUAAAGAUCUACUGCCCUAAAUGUGAAGAUAUUUAUCUUCCAAGAUGCAAAUACCAGAGUAACAUUGACGGUGCAUGCAUUGGCACAACUUUUCCUCACCUGUUUCUGAUGACAUUCCCUUCAGCAAAACCAUCAGCUUCAGUUCAGCAAUACGUGCCAAAGGUUUUUGGUUUUAAAUUGCACAAGGAUUCUACAUGAUCCUCCCACUUUCUAAUCUUGGUAGUAGAGAUUUCAAGCACGUUUGCAUUGGCAGAGAAGAGGGUAGUGUCUCAUGGUAACUGUCUUUGACGAAUAUUGAUGUAACCUAGCAGGAUUUGCUUUUCAUCGGCGAGUUCGUUGGAUUCAUUGUGUAGGAAGGGCGUUCAUGAAUGCUCUCUUUUUAUGGCUUCCUCGCAAACACUAAAUUUUUAACGCUGAUGUCUCUUACCCUACAAGUGUCUCAGACUCACCUUGCCAUAGUUGUGCUGUUUGUUGGUUCGUUUAAAGAAUUACUCGUGUUUUCUCUGUGCUAAUUUCUGUCUGUUCUACUUAUUUACGGCACUUACAUUUUAAUAUGCAUCGAGUGAGAUAUGGGUAGCA
Molecule: messenger RNA, 1574 nt
Organism: Zingiber officinale
Lineage: Eukaryota; Viridiplantae; Streptophyta; Magnoliopsida; Zingiberales; Zingiberaceae
Product: casein kinase II subunit beta-1-like
Exons: 5
Coding region: 372-1193 (273 amino acids)
Cellular component (GO): cytoplasm; protein kinase CK2 complex
Molecular function (GO): protein kinase regulator activity
Source: RefSeq, a predicted model, not a curated record